Molecule: messenger RNA, 1934 nt
Organism: Rhododendron vialii
Lineage: Eukaryota; Viridiplantae; Streptophyta; Magnoliopsida; Ericales; Ericaceae
Product: cytochrome P450 89A2-like
Exons: 2
Coding region: 130-1731 (533 amino acids)
Cellular component (GO): membrane
Molecular function (GO): iron ion binding; oxidoreductase activity, acting on paired donors, with incorporation or reduction of molecular oxygen, NAD(P)H as one donor, and incorporation of one atom of oxygen; heme binding
Source: RefSeq, a predicted model, not a curated record
ACUAGGAUUUGUCAAUUGUCAUUCGCACUUUCCUCUACACUUUCUGCUCUUUUCUUUUCCCUCAAGUUCCAGAUUUCCGAGACCCAUCAUAUAUACCCCCAGGUCUUUCAGAGAGAGAGAGAGAGAGAAAUGGAGACCUGGUUCAUCAUCGUCAUCUCCCUGUGCAUCGCAGCUCUCAUCAAACCCGUCCUCAGCCUAAUCCACUCUCCUCCCCACCACAGAAACAAACUCCCCCCUGGACCCACCACCAUCCCACUGAUCACCAACCUCCUCUUCCUCCGCAAAUCAUUCACCGAAUUCGAAUCCGCCCUCCGCUCCUACCGGGAGAAGUACGGCCCCAUCAUCACCAUCAGCCUCGGGUUCCGCCCCGGCAUCCUCAUCUCCAGCCCCGCCCUGGCCCACCAGGCCCUCGUCCAGAACGGCGCCGUCUUCUCCGACCGCCCCGCGCCCCCCGCCACGCUCAAGAUCAUCAGCAGCAACCAGCACAACAUCAGCUCCGCCGGGUACGGCCCCACGUGGCGCCUCCUCCGCCGCAACCUGACGUCGGAGAUCCUCCACCCCUCCCGCGUCAAGUCCUACUCCGGCGCCCGCCGGUGGGUUCUGGCGAUUCUGUUCGAACGCCUCGCCGGGGAGUCACGGUCCGCGGCGGAGGGGGUUCGGUUGGUGGAUCACUUCCAGUACGCCAUGUUUUGCCUCUUGGUGUUGAUGUGUUUUGGGGACAGGUUAGAUGAGAAGCAAAUCAGGGCCGUUGAGAGGGUUCAGCGCGAAUUGCUUGUGAGUUCUAGGCGGUUCCAGAUUCUCAACGUUUGGCCCAUGCUAGGUAAGAUAGUGUUUCGCAAUCGUUGGAGGGAAUUCUUACAGCUGCGUAAGAGUCAAGAAGAUGUAUUGGUCCCUCUUAUCAGAUCCCGAGUAGAAGUUGUUAAACAGCGAAAAGAGGGAAAAGUGGAACCCGACAAAGAGAGUGUGGUGGCAUACGUGGACACCUUGGUGGAUUUGGAGCUUCCCGACGAGAAGAGAAAGCUCAAUGAGGGGGAGAUGGUGGGCCUCUGCAGUGAGUUUCUCAACGCAGGCACCGAUACGACCUCCACUGCAUUGCAAUGGAUCAUGGCCAAUUUGGUCAAGUACCCUCAUGUUCAAACCAAGCUGUACGAAGAGCUAUAUGGCACUAUGGGCCCAUCACCCCAACUCGGAGAGGAGAACGAGAACAUGGUAAUGAUUAAGGAGGAUGAUUUACAAAGAAUGUUGUACUUAAAAUCCGUGGUUUUGGAAGGUCUUAGGCGUCACCCACCCGGGCACCUAGUCUUGCCCCACACGGUGACCAAGGACGUAGAAUUUGAGGGCUACUUGGUGCCCAAGGGUGCCAUGAUCAACUUCAUGGUGGCGGAUAUCGGGUGGGACCCAAAUGUGUGGGAUGAACCUAUGGAGUUCAAGCCUGAGAGGUUCUUUACUAAUACAACUGACGGCGGCAGUGGAGCGCCAGAUUUGUUUGAUGUAACGGGAAGUAGGGAGAUCAAAAUGAUGCCGUUUGGUGCAGGAAGGAGAAUUUGUCCAGCAGCUGGGAUGGCUAUGCUUCACUUGGAGUUUUUCGUUGCGAAUUUGGUUUGGUAUUUUGAAUGGACAGCUGUUGAAGGGGAUACCGUUGAUCUAUCGGAGAAGCAGGAGUUCACUACCGUGAUGAAAUAUCCACUGCGGGCCCGCAUCUCCCCAAGAGGACUUUCUCAAAAUCAAUAAACAAGAUUAGUGGGAAUCUACCUACAAUAUUCACGAACAGAACAUUAUAUGUUGUAAUUGGAAUGUUGCAAGGAUUUAGCAUUUUAGUUGUCGUAUACUAGAUUGUGGUUGCGCAUUUUUCCUGUUUAUUUUGACUUGAGGAUGUUUUGUGUCCAUGUAUAUGUUUAUAUGCUUUCGUGUUACAAGUGUUUAUUUUGCUUGCC